Molecule: messenger RNA, 1500 nt
Organism: Aspergillus tanneri
Lineage: Eukaryota; Fungi; Ascomycota; Eurotiomycetes; Eurotiales; Aspergillaceae
Product: indoleamine 2,3-dioxygenase family protein
Exons: 5
Coding region: 1-1500 (499 amino acids)
Molecular function (GO): metal ion binding; heme binding
Source: RefSeq, a predicted model, not a curated record
AUGACCCAAAUAAAGGCCCCCUCUACCUCUACCUCUAUCUCUACCUCUACCCUCAAACGUUUCCCAUACAUCAACAAUGACCCUUCAACCCUGCCUCGGUCAUUGGACCCCUUCACCAUUACCACCUCGACGGGGUUCAUGCCCUUCAUCAUGUCCCCCACACAGCUGCCCGAACCCUUCCAGCCGGUGGUGGACCUGCUUGAACGCAUGCCAGUGACAAAGCUCGACGGCACUCCGGGUCUCCUGGCGACAUAUUCACUAGGCCCUGAGGUGGCCAAGCUGCCUGAUCUCACGGCCGAAGUUGACAAGCUGGUCACGGCCGAUGGCUCCAUGGACCUCUAUGCGGUCACCGCCGUGUUCAGGGACUACUCCUUCCUUGCUUCAGCUUACAUCCUCGAGCCAUGCUGGGAGAACUGGAGCAAGAACCCCGAAAAUGGAUAUGGUUUGGGUAGAGACGUAUUGCCCCGCGCUGUGGCGUGCCCUAUGUACCGAUGUGCUCAGCUCCUGGACAUCCCUCCAUUUAUGUCUUAUGCUGCUGCUUACUCCCUCUUCAACUACACCGUUGAAGAGCCAUCCAAGGGUUUGACCUAUGAUAACCUCCGUUUGGUCCGUGCCUUUGAACAUGGUCUAGAUCCUAAGAGCUCAGAGGCCGGGUUCAUCUUGACCCAUGUGGACAUGGUCAAGUGGUCCCAGGGAUUGAUCAGUGGGGCGCUCAAAGUCGUCGACACUCUCGAGGAAGGAGGUUCUCGAAAUGUGGUUAACGAUGGAUUCAGAGAGAUCCUGACCUCCAUGGAGAAAAUUGAAGCCAGUAUGGAAGAUAUGUGGGCCAACUCUAAACCCGGAGAUUAUCUGUCCUUCCGCGUCUUCAUCUUCGGAGUCACCUCGCAAUCCAUGUUCCCCAAUGGUGUGGUCUACGAAGGAGUCCUUGAUGACAAGCCCCUCUAUUUCCGGGGAGAGAGCGGUGCCAACGACAGCAUGAUCCCCCUACUCGACCACCUGCUUCAGAUCCCCAUGCCUUCCACUCCGCUCACGAAAAUCCUCCACAAAUUCCGGGCCUACCGACCUCUUCCCCAUCGAGAGUUCUUGGCCUACAUGAACGCCAAAGCGGCCGAAGUCGACGUCCGGAGCUUCGCGUCCCAGGAUACCGAGACAACUAUCCUGUUCCUCAAGACCUUGAAUCAUGUGCGUAGCUUCCGCUGGCGUCACUGGCUGUUUGCCCGUGAGUAUAUCAUUCGUCGGACGCCGCACCCGACUGCCACGGGUGGAAGCCCAAUCGUUACGUGGCUACCCAAUCAAUUGUCUGCGGUGAUGGAUAUGAUGAUCUCCAUGUAUGAUACAUAUCUGGCUCCUCAGAAGAACUCAGAAGCUGGUGCCCACGGUUUGACUGGGUAUGAUGCCACGUACCAGAAGCAAGUGGAGCCGAUGAUGGAGAUGGUUCGGGAUCAAAGGGACAAGUUGGCAAAGGAGGUUGAGAAAUGGUGCAAGGAGAGAGGUGUUUGA